AUGCUAUGCCCAAAAGAUAAAAACGAAGAAGCAAAUUUUGCUCAGGGCUUUGAUUACUUGAAUUUGGAAGGUAUGACACAACAUUUUCAUCUUGGUCAAAGAUUGUUCACAGAAUAUGCUGUAAAACAAAAAUUUUUGACCAGCUAUUAUGAUCCUCGUGAGAUUUAUGUACGAUCGGCAGAUACAAAUCGAACAAUGUUAAGCGCAAGCAGUAAUAUGGUCGGUAUGUAUCAAAAUGGAACACAACAAGAGGAUGUAGAUUAUCCUAAGAUUGAAGGAUGGCCUGAAAGAUUUGUUCCCGUCUCAAUACAUUCUGACAAAAGUGAAAUUGACUACGAGUCUGAAAUGGCACCUUGCCCACGUAGGGAUUAUAUUUGGUCUUUGGUGCAGAAAACUUUAGAAUACAAAAAUUUAGAAACUGAAAAUAAAGGUUUUUUGGACAAUAUCUCUUCAAAAUGUGGCCAAAAAAUAUCAAUUUUUGAUCUUGGCAUUGUAACCAAAUCAUUCCUUGCUGAGAAAUUUUUCAACUUGACAACAAUUGUUAGUGACGAAGAAUUCAAGAAUCUUAGCCAGAUAGAAACAGAAGUUGAAAGAUUAAAACGUGGAGAAGGUUUAAAUAACACUCAGAACAUUGAAUUCAAUGAAGAACUACUAAAUUUAAGAUUUGCAGCUUUGGCUCAACGAAUUCUCUAUCAUUUUAAUCUUAAGGUACAUUGUCAAUCAGAUAAUGCUGCUAACCAACCUGAGUGUACAUGGAUGAAACGGUUUAAGUAUUAUGCAUUUUCAGUGCAUGGAACAACCUUGGAAGGCUUAAAAGCGUAUCUAGACAUCAAACAGUUAUCGCCAAAUCAAACUAGUCGAUCGAUUAGUGCUUUGGCACUUGAGCUGUGGAAGUUAGACAAUCAAACUUACUCUAUCAAGAUGUGUGAUGAUUUACCUGCAAAUGCUGCCCCGUUAGAGAAGAAUGAUUACCACGUUUCGCCUCAAAGGCUUACAAAAAGGGACAUUCCGGAAGGGCCCGAAGAUGAGCUAAUUUUUGUACAGUCGUUGUGGCGCCACGGUGAUCGAUCACCGCUGAGUGGAUGUGAGAACGAUAAAAAUGGUGAAGAUGUCUGGCAUCUAGGCAGUGGGCAGCUUUCACCGAAUGGAAUGAAGCAACAUUUCAAAACUGGCAAAAUGAUUUACAAUCGAUAUGUCACAGAAAAGAAAUUUCUGAGUCCUAAAUUUAACUCAAAAGAGAUUUACGUUCAUUCGACAGGAUUUAACAGAACAAUUAUAAGCGCAAUGUCAAAUUUAAUUGGUAUGUACUCCAACAAAUCGCAAGUAACAGCUGGAAAAGACUUUCCAGAUAUUAAGGGGUGGCCUUCAGGAUAUGUUCCGAUACCUGUACAUAAUUACGACAAUAUUCAUGACCAUGUAAUGAUUGAUUUGUUACUGCCUACAGAAGUUACUACGCUUGAAACAAUGGGUGAUCCAAACACAGCAUGUCCAAGACAAACUUUCUUCGUUAGAAUGUCAGAAGAAGCUCCGGAAGUGGCCAAUUACGCUGCAGAAAUGGCCGAUCUACUGGCACGCGCUUCUAAGCGUUGCGGGCACAACCUAACUCUGUUUACCAUAACGCGGCCGCUUGAUGCCGACUUGAUUGAGGGAUUUUAUAAUCUCUCUAGAGUAUUCGACGACGAAAUGCACAAGCAAUUACAGGAACUGGAGAAUGUUGCUGAAAAUGUGAAACUUGGUUUAUUAGCAUAUAACUUUCGUCAAAACGGAUACGAUCUCAAAGUAGAAGUUCCAAAGACAAGAGGCGGAAGUGUUUUGUGGAACGUUAUCAACCACAUGCAAAUGAAACACGAUUCAACAGUGAAUGCGAUGCUGACAACAUUGGGAAUGAAGGAGCGUGUGAUACCAAAUGGAAUUCCAGAAUACACUGCUGCCAUAUUUUUUGAGUUAUACAAAACGUCAGACAGCAAAUACAAAGUUAAAAUAAUAUUCCACAGAAAUCCCGAUUCGACCAGUUGGGAAGAUAUUACCGGAUAUGUCACAGGAUGCCCUACCUAUGAGCUCUGCCCUUUUGAUACAUUUGUAACUCGAUCUGAACCAUUUUAUCCUGGAGUUAUUGAAGACUUGUGCGCAGAUGUACCCACGACUACAGUGGCUCCUAAAACACAGAGUUCGCAACAAACGACAGCCACAACGCAAACGACAGCAACAACGCAAACGACAGCAACAACGCAAACGACAGUAACAACAACAGCGACCACAUCAUCGGAAGCAUCAUACAUCCAUUUAGGACUUUCGGUCGCCUUCUUACUCGUGUUGAAAUGGAGUGUUGUAAUGUAA
Molecule: messenger RNA, 2337 nt
Organism: Enterobius vermicularis (human pinworm)
Lineage: Eukaryota; Metazoa; Nematoda; Chromadorea; Rhabditida; Oxyuridae
Source: the annotation of a GenBank genome assembly